CCCCCCCGGUUUCCUCCACACCUCUUCGUUUACACCUACAGGCCGGUCAAGUCCAGGCAGAAGUGCUGCAGCUGUUUAGGCUUCACUCUGAAGCUCACUGGGACAAAAACAAUGACUGUUCUUCUGUUCAGCUUUGUUGUGCUGCUUGGAGCUUCUCAUGCGUCUGACACCGUGGCUCCUGCCGAGCUCGGGCCGCCGUCGCUCGGGUUCAGCUCCUCGGUUCGCUCGGUGUGUAAACCUAUCCCGAGCACCCUGUCUCUGUGCCACAGGAUCGGCUACAGGCACAUGCGGAUCCCCAACUUGCUCGGCCAUGAUUCGCUGAGGGAGGCCCAGCAGCAGUCGGCGGCCUGGCUGCCCCUCAUCUCCAAGCUAUGCCACCGGGACACCAAGAAGUUCUUGUGCUCGCUGUUCGCUCCGGUGUGCCUGCCGGAGCUCAGCGGGCCGGUCAACCCCUGCAGGAGCCUGUGCGAGGCCGUGCGGGACGGCUGCGUGCCCGUGAUGAGCGCGUUCGGGUUCCCCUGGCCCGAGAUGUUUAAUUGCACUCGGUUCCCGCGAGGGACCGAGCUCUGUAUCCCGGCAACCGGAGAGCAGGAAGGGCUGACGGCAGAGGAGGUCAAGCACGAGGAGGCGCUGAAAGGAAGUGUUAUCUGUGAUGCCUGUAGUCUGGCUGCUGAAGGAGAGACUGACAUCCAGGAAAACUUCUGCCACAGUCCAUAUGCAUUUAAGAUGCGUCUGGGCAGUGUGUCGACGGUGGGAGGAGACCGUCAGCUGGUGCCUACGGCCCGCAGUCGCAUCCUGAGGUGGGCAGGGGGAGGUGCGGAGAAGGCAGAGGGGGUCGGAGGCGCGAUGGCCCACAGUGCUUUGUGGCUGCAAGAGGGAGGCACCUGCACUUGUCCUGGCUUAGACUCUGCAGACACAAACGAAGACAGAGGGCUAGAGGAGGAUCAGAUGGAUAAGGGACAAGCUAGGGAGGGGAAUGGGGCCCAGACUGGAUGGUACCUGGCCCUGGCUCAGGCUGAUGAGGGAAGACUGGUGCUAACUCGGCUGGUGAGGUGGGCCAGAGGGGACAAGGAGUUGAAGAAGUUCAUCAGAGCUCUCCUAAAACAGCCCUGUCCAGAACUGUAGACACUUACAAACCAUCACAGUCCUGUCUCAUGUAUGUUGCUUUGAGGUUGUGUGCAGUCUGUAACUGUGUGCUGCCAACUGCAACACCUUAACAGUAAUGUACACAAAAUCCAGAGUAGUUACCAAAGACUGAGUAAGGAACACAUCAGGAAACAAGUAACACAAGGAAGUGACUCGUGUACAGAUUUUAUGUAAAUGAACUAGUGUUUAGAGAUUAGUUCAUAGAUCCAAAGCCACUUUCUGGAUCAGUUGUUCCCAAUUCUAAAAAAGGGUGCUAAAUGCCACACAAUCAAUAACCAAUCAAAUCGUCUGUACAAAGUACAUAUUAUUUUGUGUCAUUUUGAGUAUUUCAAGCAUUUAUCACUACAUUAUGACUACUAUUAUUCACAUAUAGGCUUCAUGUUUGUGCUCCCUCCAGUAAAAUAGAGCAUCAUUUUUUUUUACCAAACUGACUGAAAAUGAAUUUAGUUUUUAAAUGACACAAAACAAAGAGCUGGCAUUUGUGCACCUCAUUCUGAAGUUAUGAGUCCAUGAUUCUGGAAAUCUCACAGAGGCAGUGAUGUUGAAGCAUUUUUGUGUAUUUUUGUGUACAUUUGUGUAUAUAGAAGAGACAAAGUAGUUUUGGUAAUAGAUUGAGCUCAUCAUAUUUUCUACUGAUACAUAUUUAGGGUGAAGCAGUGUUACUUGUUAUUCCUGUGAUGAUAAAAUAUUUACUUUUACUGUAUACCUAUCUUAUCACAUCCUCAUCACACUUUUAUACAGGUCCUUUUUUAAAAUUUUAUAAUUUUGUUUCACAACAGCUCAGGUCUCUGUAGUUUGAUGAGUGUAAACAUGGAAAGACGAGGGACAAGUGAUUAUCACAUGUUAGGAUGAUAUAAUCUCAGGUCACGUCAGAAGAGAAGCACUGAAAAGAGAGGACUGGAAAUGUGAUGUGAACAAUAAAUCAUUUAGAUUUGA
Lates calcarifer (barramundi perch) is the source of this 2082-nucleotide messenger RNA. It is a transcript of the gene sfrp2l, whose product is annotated as secreted frizzled-related protein 2 like. Lineage: Eukaryota; Metazoa; Chordata; Actinopteri; Centropomidae. Gene Ontology annotation, biological process: non-canonical Wnt signaling pathway; negative regulation of canonical Wnt signaling pathway; canonical Wnt signaling pathway. The coding region runs from base 112 to 1125 and encodes 337 amino acids. The transcript has 3 exons. The record is from RefSeq and is a predicted model, not a curated record. Gene Ontology annotation, molecular function: Wnt-protein binding.